CAUCCUAAAAUGCUGCUCUGCGUGUGUAGCAUGUUGGCAGCUAGUAGCUAGUCUGUCCUGUCCUAGCAGAGCCGGUGUGACAGGGGAAGCAGUGCUCAGGACGACAAGUAGCGGGAACUGAAGAGCCGAGAACGUUUGCUACGCAACACGGGAGCUUUUAUUACUAUCUACAAUGGAUGAUGUGGAGAUUACAGACGUCAAUGACGAAGACUCGCCGUUUAUGGUGGAGAAGACGUCUCUAAAGAACCAGGACCUGAGCUCCAUCAGCCUCUCUGUAGGAGAGAUUCUGUCCCAGUAUGGAUGGUACGUGUUGCUUGUGACUGUUCUGGUGUACCUGCUCAUCCAGCACCUGAGCAAGAGGAGAUCCAGCCAGAGCUCCCGCAGUUCACCCCCACAAACACCGCAAGAUUCUGUGUUAGUGGCCAGAAGACAAGAAGCCAUGGAAGCAGCUCGGAUAAAGAUGCAAGAGGAGCUUGAUGCCAAAGCUGACAUCUUCAGAGAGAAACAGAAACAGCAAGAAGAAGAGAAGAGGAGGCAGAAAAUCGAGAUAUGGGACAGUAUGCAACAGGGAAAGAGUUACAAAGGAGCUGCAAAACCUUCUCAGACCACUGAAGAGGCCAGCUCAUCAUCAACAGGGUCCAAACCAAAGCCGGACAAGAAGCCACUUCGCAGUGCAGACUACAAUCCCCUGAAUGGACAGGGAGGAGGCACCUGCUCCUUUAGACCCGGCAGGAGAGGACCGUCAAGUGGUGGAUGAGGUUAAAGAAGGUCAGAGACAUUGGUCCGCAUGACCUUUGACCUCUGACAUCCUGAUGUGCACACUGACUGACUGAAACAAGCUGACAAUAUCACCAAGCACACACUUUAUUAAGAUUUUUUUUACUUGCUCCAUACUUCCAGUGGGUGUUGAUCAGUUAGCAUCAUUAAUAACAUAUACCUGCUUUGAUUUGUUAUUUACUCUCUAAUCUCUGCCUUGUUAAGCAUCAAUAUAAGAUAUUGUGAUUAUCAUGAAUCAUGCUGUCAAACAGCAAAGGGAUAAAUGCAUUUUGGAAUUGAAAGCUUGUAAUGACGCCAUGCCUGUAAGCGGUAUGUAACCAGUAGGUUUGGCUGAUGAAUUUCACAGUCAGUGUGUUUUUUUCUCCUAUAUUUUAAUGUGUACUGCUAUAGAGUUGAUAUUACUACAGCAGCUGUAGCUGGUGGUCUUCUGGGUAAUUACAAGAAAUAGCACAUUGUGAUAAAAUAGUUAACAUUUUGAUCUACCAGAAUGUAAGGAGGGUAUGUCUAUACUGUUGCGCAACAUUUUUAUGAAAUAAAGAUAUGGUCACUGGGUA
Messenger RNA from Sebastes umbrosus (honeycomb rockfish), 1331 nucleotides. It is a transcript of the gene selenos, whose product is annotated as selenoprotein S. Gene Ontology annotation, biological process: retrograde protein transport, ER to cytosol; endoplasmic reticulum unfolded protein response. Gene Ontology annotation, cellular component: Derlin-1-VIMP complex; Derlin-1 retrotranslocation complex; endoplasmic reticulum membrane. The transcript is spliced from 6 exons. Lineage: Eukaryota; Metazoa; Chordata; Actinopteri; Perciformes; Sebastidae. The record is from RefSeq and is a predicted model, not a curated record. Bases 173 to 757 code for a protein of 194 amino acids.